Molecule: messenger RNA, 825 nt
Organism: Amphimedon queenslandica
Lineage: Eukaryota; Metazoa; Porifera; Demospongiae; Haplosclerida; Niphatidae
Product: Niemann-Pick C1 protein-like
Exons: 5
Biological process (GO): intestinal cholesterol absorption; sterol transport; cholesterol homeostasis
Cellular component (GO): plasma membrane
Molecular function (GO): cholesterol binding
Source: RefSeq, a predicted model, not a curated record
ACAAUCAUCACAAUAGCCUCGAGAAUAUCUAAUCAUACAAGGAUAGCAGAGCCUCCUUCAAUAUGGCUGGAUGCUUAUUUUGAGUGGCUUGAUCCAACCAGUACGUGCUGUGGCCAUGUGCCAGGUAGACCUGACCAACCUUGCAGCCAUCCAAAUGAUACUGCUAAUUCGACUUGUGUCCAUUGUUUGCCGCCUGAUUCUGGAAGCAAUAGGCCCAAUUCUUCAGCUUUCCUGGACAAUCUCUUACACUUCUUGACAGCUAAUCCUGACACAAAUUGUGCUGCUGCUGGACACGCUGCUUACAACUCGGCAGUUGUAGUCGAUUACGAUACAAUGAAGAUUGGAGCUUCAUAUGCAAUGACUUAUCACACUAUACUACGUAAUUCCUCUGAUUUUAUUGCUGCUUUGAAACAAGCACGUGAGCUCUCGGUUAACCUGACGCGAGAGUUAGAUCAUGAAGUGUUUGCUUACAGCGUCUUUUAUGUGUACUACGAACAAUACUUGCACAUAUACUGGGACAUGGGUAUUAACAUCGGACUAUCACUACUUGCUGUGUUCCUAGUCACGGUCUUUAUGCUUGGUUUUGAUGUAUGGGGUGCAUUCAUAAUUAUUUCGGUCGUUUUUAUGAUAAUUGUUCAUAUGGGCGGAGUCAUGGUUUAUGCCGGUAUCAAUGCCAAUGCAGUCUCGCUGGUCAACCUUGUGAUGACGGUCGGUAUAGCGGUCGAGUUCUGUUCGCAUAUUGUCCGUUGGUUCAUGAUGGAGAAAGGGACCAGAUUAGAAAGAGCACACUCAUCUCUAGCUAAUAUGGGCAGCUCUGUAAGUGUA